CCCGUAUGUCUCAACAUAUACUGGAGUCACAUUCAUAAACAUAAACAGGAUCCUAGGUUCUCCAUUUGCUGGACUCGCUGUCUACCAUAAAGUUAAAGAAUAGUAAUAACAGAAGAAAAGAGACCAACAUGAAGGAAGCAAACCUGAUGGCGUCAGUGACCAGUUGACCCAGGAGGACCUCAAGCGCGUAUUCCAGGUGCUUGAGGAGAAGAUCAUCACCUUUGUGAAGAAUGAGUUGAAGAGAUUGAAGGAGAUUGUGAGUCCAGAUUACCAAGAAAACUUUGAGGGUAAAGAGCAGGAUGAGAAUGAUGCCAGUGAAGGGGCUCUCAAGAUGGCUCUGCACUUCCUGAGGAACAUGAAGCAGAACAGUAUUAUUGACAAACUACAGGAAAAUCAACAGGAUAUAGUCUGUCAAACUGAACUUAAGAAAUAUCUCAAGAACAAGUAUCAGAGUGUGUCUGAAGGAAUGCCCAAGCAAGGGAGCUCUGCUCUGCUAGAAAAGAUCUACACAGAGGUAUACAUCACAGAGGGAGGAAGUGGGAAAGUAAAUGAGGAGCAUGAAGUCAGGCAGAUUGAGUCCAUAUCCAAGAGACCAGCAGGACAGGAGACAUCAAUCAAAUGCAGAGACAUCUUCAAACCUUUACCUGGCCAAGACAAGCCAAUCAGAAGUGUCAUCACAAAGGGGAUAGCUGGCAUUGGCAAAACUGUCUCAGUUCAAAAGUUCAUCCUGGACUGGACUGAGGGAACAGAAAACCAAGAUGUCCACUUCAUAUUUCCGCUGCCUUUUCGGGAGCUCAACACCCUGAAAGAAAAACAUCUUUCAUUAAUUGAUCUUCUCCACCACUUUUUCAGUGGUGCAGCAGUCGAGCAGUUAACUUUUCCCAGCCUGGGAAAAUACAAAGUGUUGUUCAUCUUUGAUGGUCUAGAUGAAUGUCGACUCCAACUAGACUUCUGGAGAAAUGAAAUAUUGACUGAAGUGACCACAUCAUUGGAUGUUCUCCUGACAAAUCUCAUCAAGGGUGAUCUACUUCCCUCUGCUCUCCUUUGGAUCACUUCUCGACCAGCAGCAGCCAAUCGAAUUCCGCCUGAGAAUAUUGACAGAGUCACAGAAGUGCAAGGGUUCAGCGACCCUCAGAAGGAGGAGUACUUCAGAAGGAGAAUAUGUGAUCAGAAUCUUGCCAGCAAAGUCAUUUCUCAUAUUAGAUCAUCAAGAAGCCUCCACAUUAUGUGCCACAUACCAGUGUUUUGCUGGAUUGCUGUAAACGUUCUUGAGGUUCUUCUUGAGAUGCAUGGAGUUGAGCAAGUUCCAAAGACUUUGACAGAGAUGUACACAUUUUUCCUUGUAUUUCAAACCAAGCAGAGAAGUAUGAAGUUUGAAGGAGUUUAUGACACAGAUCCACAGUGGAACCGGUCUAGUCUCCUUGCUCUUGGAAAGUUGGCCUACAAUCAGCUGGAGAAAGGGAACCUGAUAUUUUAUGAAGAUGACCUGAUUGACAGUGGUAUUGAUGUCAAAGAAGCAGCAGUACAUUGUGGAAUUUGCACCCAGAUCUUUCAAGAAGAGUCGUCAGGCCUUCAUCAAGAAAAGGUGUACUGUUUUGUGCACCUGAGCAUCCAGGAAUACCUUGCAGCUUUGUAUGUGAUUCUGAUGCUUAUAACUGAAGGGAAAGAUCUCAUGUCCCCUCAGCAGGCCUCCAGAGCUGUUGACAGCAGACCAGUGCACAACUCCAUGACCACUUCGCAGAAGAGUGCCGUGGAUAAAGCCUUGGAGCAUGAAGAUGGGCACUUUGAUCUUUUCCUCCGUUUCCUUCUUGGCCUCUCUCUGGAAUCCAACCAGAGACUCCUACGUGGCCUACUGAAGAAAGUGCACAAGGAAGGCAAAGAGGAAAUAACCAGUUACAUUAAGACAAAGAUCAGGGAGAUUCCAUCAUCAGAAAGAGUUAUCAACCUGUUUCACUGUCUGAAUGAAGUCAAUGAUCACUCCUUAGUGGAGGAGGUCCAGAGCUUCCUGAGUGCAGGGGCACUUUCAGCAGCCAAACUCUCAUCUGCACAGUGGUCAGCUCUUGUGUUUGUGCUUCUGACGUCAGAAGAAAAACUGGAUGUGUUUGACUUGAAGAAGUACAGCAGGUCUGAUGAAUGUCUCCUAAGGCUGGGACCAGUAGUGGAGGAAUCCCAAACGGCUCUGCUGAACAGUUGUCGGCUCACUGAGAGUAGCUGUGCGCAUCUGGCAUCUGUUCUCACCAAAGUGUCUUCAAAGCUGAAAAAUCUGGACCUCAGUGACAACAAUAUUGGAGACAUUGGGGUCCAAGAAUUAUGUUGUGGACUGGGUAACUCAAACUGUGCACUGGAGACACUCAGGCUGUCUGAUUGCAGUAUCACAGAGAAGGGCUAUUCUGGUCUGUCCUCAGCCCUGAGGUUAAAUCCUAAUUCCUUCAGAGAGCUUGAUCUCAGAGGAAAUGAUCCAGGGGCAUCAGGAGUUAAACUGCUUUUAGACCUGAAGGAGGAUCCACAGUGUACACUGAGAAAUAUCCAGUUCCUGAAGGGUAGUGCUGCUGAGGAAGCCUGUGCUGCUGUGGCUUCAGCUGUGUGUUCAAACCCCUUACUCAUGACUGAGCUGGAUCUGAGUGAGCGCAUACCAGGAGUCUUGGAAGUGACUCAGCUGUGUGCUUUACUGCAGGAUCCCCACUGCACACUGCAGACAUUACGCCUGGAUAACUGCAGUAUUGGAGAGGAAGGCUUCAGAGCUCUUGCAUCAGCACUGAGAUCAAACCCCUCACACAUGAGAAAGCUGCAGCUGAGUGAGAAUGAAGCAGGAGACUCAGGAGUGAAGCAUCUUUGUUCUCUUCUGGAGGAUCCCAACUGUAAACUGGAGAAUCUACACCUGUAUGACUGCAGUAUUGGAGAGGAAGGCUUCAGAGCUCUUGCAUCAGCACUGAGAUCAAACCCCUCACACAUGAGAGAGCUGCAGCUGAGUGGGAAUAAAGCAGGAGACUCAGGAGUGAAGCAUCUUUCUUCUCUUCUGGAGGAUCCCAACUGUAAACUGGAGAAACUAAAGCUGUCUGAUUGCAGUAUCACAGAGAAGGGCUAUUCUGGUCUGGCUUCAGCCCUGAGGUUAAAUCCCAAUUCCUUCAGAGAGCUUGAUCUCGGAGGAAAUGAUCCAGGGGCAUCAGGAGUUAAACUGCUUUUAGAGCUAAAGGAGGAUCCGCAGUGUACACUUAGAAAUAUCCAGUUCCUGAAGAGUAGCGCUGCUGUGGAAGCCUGUGCUGCUGUGGCUUCAGCUGUGGGUUCAAACCCCUUACUCAUGACUGAGCUGGAUCUGAGUUACCGCAUACCAAGAGUCUUGGAAGUGACUCAGCUGUGUGCUUUACUGCAGGAUCCCCACUGCACACUGCAGACAUUACGCCUGGAUAGCUGCCGUAUUGGAGAGGAAGGCUUGAGAGCUCUUGCAUCAGCACUGAGAUCAAACCCCUCACACAUGAGAGAGCUGCAGCUGAGUUGGAAUGAAGCAGCAGGAGACUCAGGAGUGAAGCAUCUUUGUUCUCUUCUGCAGGAUCCCAACUGUAAACUGGAGAAACUACACCUGGAUAACUGCAGUAUUGGAGAGGAAGGCUUCAGAGCUCUUGCAUCAGCACUGAGAUCAAACCCCUCACACAUGAGAGAGCUGCAGCUGAGUGGGAAUAAAGCAGGAGACUCAGGAGUGAAGCAUCUUUCUUCUCUUCUGAAGGAUCCCAACUGUAAACUGGAGAAUCUAGACCUGUCAUACUGCAGUAUUGGAGAGGAAGGCUUCAGAGCUCUUGCAUCAGCACUGAGAUCAAACCCCUCACACAUGAGAGAGCUGCAGCUGAGUUUGAAUAAAGCAGCAGGAGACUCAGGAGUGAAGCAUCUUUCUUCUCUUCGGAAGGAUCCCAACUGUAAUCUGGAGAAACUAAACCUGGACGGUCAGCAAAAUGACGGCUGUUUACUGAGCUGAAGAACAAUCCAAACUCUAAACAUCUACAAAUACACAGACGAAUGAAUCCAUCUCAUUGUAUUUGUGAAAAGUGAAGGUCUCCAAACUCACUGUUUGGGUGCACUGAUUGACUAUACCUAACUCCACAUAGAAUUUACACUGAUAACCUACAGUUCCCACAUUUGCUAACUGGUGUCGUGUCAAAGUCUGCAACCAUUGGGCAACAUCAUCAUAUUUGUUUAAUUGCCAUUAAUUGCUGAAUUGCUAUAGUUAAUCGGGAUCUAUCACAUAUUUUAUUAUUAUUUUGUAUUCCUGAACUUUCCAGAACUCCAUAUUGAAGGUGUUCUAAGCGAUGUUAAGCGGUUUCUAAGCUUCAACAAUUGUUGUCACAUACAGCACACAUCAUCUCACCCUCUGCUAGCUGUCUGAGCUCUGAAUAAAAUUGA
Molecule: messenger RNA, 4392 nt
Organism: Sardina pilchardus (European sardine)
Lineage: Eukaryota; Metazoa; Chordata; Actinopteri; Clupeiformes; Clupeidae
Product: NACHT, LRR and PYD domains-containing protein 12-like
Exons: 15
Coding region: 332-3967 (1211 amino acids)
Biological process (GO): intracellular signal transduction
Molecular function (GO): protein binding
Source: RefSeq, a predicted model, not a curated record